GGAGGGUGACCCGCCCCCCGCUCUGCGCGCUCAGACUUCGGACUGAAGCGGCUCUCAGCUCCGCUCAUUCAGCCUCUGGAGCUCCUGCAGAGCGGAUCGCUGCUGCUGCUGCUGGACAGAGCCGGACCGGAACCGGAGGGAGUUCUUGGGGGACUUUUCUGUGGCUCACAGAGAAGAUGGAAUGCUUUGAAAGGACUCGGUGAAAGUUUGCAGUUCGGUUUGUGAUCAUGCACCCGAGCCGGCUGCAGCUGCAAGCCGCUGCCGGCCGCCUGUGAAGGGCGGCGGGGGAUGACAGCAGCGCCGCAGCCGCUGAACAGUCUCAGCGCAAAAGCCGCACCUUUCCAGUGAUUGCGCACACUGUGCGCCACCCUGUCAUCGCCUGCAGAGCGCAAUCAAUUUCUCUCUAUUGCAGCUCCGUGGACUGCGGCAGGAACUGGACCGGAACCUUCAACCUCCACAGACACAGCUCUCGUCUUCUUCUCUUUGUGAUGUCCAUUGGACUCUGAGAGACAAACUGCAGUUAGGUGGUCCAACCUGUGGCGCUCCGACCCACCAUGGGCACCGUGCUGUCUUUGUCGCCGGGCGCUCGCAAACCUGGUUACUAUGACAACCACGCAGGCUCGCUCAGCCACUACCCGAGCCUCAGCAGCCGCUCCCUGAACAGCCAGAAGGAGCGCAGCCUAAGGAGAGGCCAGUCCAUCUUCCUGCCGGCGCUGACCUGGAAGCGGCUGGUGGCCUCCACCAAGAAGAAGGGGAACCCGAAGAAGGGGCCCGGGGCCGCCGGGGUCCUGGCCGAGCCCCUGAACAACAACAACAUCUACCAGCGGGAUCAGGUGCUGCACCUGAACCGGGAGAACGUGAAGAAGUCCCUGUCCUGCGCCAACCUCUCCAGCUACGAGGGACCGGCCGGACUGGGUCUGGGCUACGGACUGGGCCUGGGCCAGGGCCACGGAUACGGCUACGGAAAGCCGCAGCAGCUGUCCUCGGUGAAGAAGGUCCCCCACGGGGCGUCCUCCCCAAAGCGCGUCAUCGUCCAGGCGUCCACCAGCGAGCUGCUGCGCUGUCUGGGGGAGUUUCUGUGCUGCCGCUGCUACCGGCUGAAGCACCUGUCCCCUGCCGACCCGGUGCUGUGGCUGCGCGCCGUCGACCGCUCGCUGCUGCUGCAGGGCUGGCAAGACCAGGCCUUCGUCACGCCCGCCAACGUGGUGUUCGUCUACAUGCUGUGCCGGGACGUGGUGGACGGCGACCUGGUGGCGUCGGAGCACGAGCUGCAGGCCAUCCUGCUCACCUGCCUCUACCUGUCCUACUCCUACAUGGGCAACGAGAUCUCGUACCCGCUCAAGCCCUUCCUGGUGGAGGCGGGGAAGGAGGCCUUCUGGGACCGCUGCCUCGCCAUCAUCGACGCCACCAGCUCCAAGAUGCUGCGCAUCAACGCCGACCCACACUUUUUCACGCAGAUCUUCGCUGAACUGAAGAGCGAAGGCGGCUGCGGGCCUCAGGAUUACAGCCGGGUUCUGGACCGGUGAGAGGAGGCUUCAUCUAAAACGCUUCAUCCUCCAACGUCCCGGCUGCUUCGCCACGCGGAACUAUUGUGCAAAAUUCUAAUUUUCCACAUCUUGGACAUUUGGGUCUCAAAUGCAUCUAAAAACAGAAAACAACAAGUUACAGUUCUGUGGUGUCUGGAAAACGAGCCGUUUCAAAAACCUCCAGAAUGUAAAGUCACAAAUCAACAGGCGCCGCCCUGUUACCUAGCAACCCCUGUGGAAUUCCCCGUUACCUAGCAACCCAGGCUGAGCUCCGGUGCAUUUGGUCUGAUGAUUUACCGCUUUAUGGGCUGUACAAUGGCUGCUGGAAAAGAUAAAUGUUUCUUUCUUGACUUACACUGCAAAAACACAAAAUCUUACCAGGUGAUUUUGGUCCAGUUUCACAAAUGCCGCUUGAAAUAAGAAAAAACUAACUUACAAGUAACUUUUAAGCAAUAAUUUAAGAAAAAAGUACUAGUUCCACUGAAAAAAUGUUUUCAAUUAUCUGCCAGUGAAUUAGAACUUUCAUCACUAUCAAGGAAUUAUUGACUUAAAACAAUUCUGUAUCUUCUUUGAAAGUUAGUUUUGUCUUACUUCAAGCAUACUAACAUAUUUACACUAGAAACUAGAGAAUAAAUACUUGGUAAAAUUUUGUGUUUUUGCAGUGUACCAUACAGAAGCCACUUGCUGCAUUCUUGUUGUACAGGAGGCUCCACUUCUGCUUUUCAAAGAUGUAGGAUUGCAUCUGCACAUCUGUUUGUGCGGCUUCAACGGGUUGAUUUAGAGAAAAGGUUCUGGUUUGGGAAAAGUGACGGGCGGGAGCAGCUGGAGGUUCUGCGGUGGGCGGAGUCAGAGCGGCGCUGCGAUCCGUGUCGGCAUUGUUGGAGUGGAAGGCAGCCAGGCUCAUCAGCUGUUUACUCCACACACAAACACACACACCGAGUCAUGGUAAUAAGAUUACCAGAUUACUGCAGCCCCUCCCAGCAUCCAUGUGGAGCCUCAGCGGGUAAUCUGGACCCCACCGAACCGAGCCGAGCCGGUUGCAUGUCGUUCUGAUCCAGAGGUGCUGAAAGCUUCCACAGAACAUCCUUGCAGGGAUGACAGAUGAGCUCGGUUCUGGUUUGAGCUCGGCCCAUUUUCCCGUCGCUCUCCUGACCUUUCAGAGGAAAAUCAGCAGAUUUCUGUUUCAUCCUUCGUUUGACUCCCGUCUGCUGGGAAACCAACCUGGUUCUGUUCGGUUAGAGCUGGAAAACAUGCAGCAUUUGGGUUUUCUUUGGUGCUGGACAGUUUUGUUUCAUCCUGUAAGUAAAAACUAUAAACAAGAGUGAAAACUGAACACGAAGCUCGUAAAUCUGGAUUUUUACGUCAGAACCUUCCUGUUUGGCUUCAUUCUGUCGGGAAAAUUAGAUUUUCUAACGUAGACGUAACAAUGAAGCCAUUAUUCUGGUCCAGCUGUUCCUCCAUGUUCUGCUGCAGGCUGUCCAAUUAAAUUCAAAAUCAAGUGAAUAAGUGAUUAAAAACAUGGCACACCUCUUCCCCCAACCACUUCCUGUCGCCGUCUUCUUUGUGCUUUGGGUGAAAAAUUGUUUCCAUUGCAGUUUGCAAAAAAAAAAAAAAAAAACGAUUUUGAUAAGACCAAAAUGAAAUGCCUCAUCCUGGUGGCAAAACGUCUUAAUCAAAAAAAACAUUUUUUUUUUAAACUGUCUUGUUUCCAUUAAGCAAAUUUAUGUUCAAUUAUCAAACUGUGUAAUUAUAAAACGCAGCUACAGAGACAAUGAAAUCCAACCACUCUGCUGUAAUCCCGUCAUAAUCCCACCGUCAAUCUGACGAGGAAAAUCAGGAAGUGAAACAGUUUGAUUGUUUGGUUCUAAACUGGUUGUUUAUGCUGCUAACUGGGACCUGAACUGGCUCCCAGUCUGGGGAGUCGUUUCCACUGCGGCCAUUUUCUGCUCUGGGUUGUUUUUUCCCUUCAUCUCCGGCUUUGACAAGGAGACCAGUGUCUUGUCUCCACACACACACACACACACACACACGCUGGGUUGUUAUUUGAUUAUGUUGGACACUCUGCACCCGGCAGCCAUUGUCAGGACGAGGAGGAAGAGCGGCCCGUCUCUCCUCCUCUUCCCCACAGCCAGCUCAGGUGUGGCGCUGUGGUUCUGGACCCUCUCAUGUCAGCUGGAGCGCUAAUUCCCCCUCAUCCAAUCAAAACUCUCUAAUCUGGACCACAAACAGAGGCACAACGGCCACCGCCGCUCUGGUGAUUGGAUCCUCAUGUUUCCAGGUUAAACUUGACAUUUUGACCAGGAGGAGCAUCUCAGCACCCGGACCGGACCGGACCGGACCGGAGUCGGACCGGAGUCGGACCGGAGCCGGACCGGACCGGAGUCGGACCGGAGCCGGACCGGAGUCACCCUCCGGUUUGGAAACAACAGAGACAAUGUGAAAUGAAUCAGCUUUCCUGAUGGGAAUCAACAAGUUCUGGACUCUGAGAUCAUCAAACUGCAAAAACACACAUUACCACGUAUCUUCAUCUAGUUUCUACUGCAAAUAUCUUAGUACUCUCGACAAAAGACAAAACUAACUUACAAGUAAAUGUUCUACAACCAUGUAUUAGAAAAGAAAAGAGGAGUUAACAUCCACCAAAAUCUCAAAAGAUUUAUAGAAAAAACAGAAAAUGCUCACAGUUUGAAAAGUCAUAAAUUUGAUAAAUUCUAUUAAUCUACAUAUUUUUAAGAAAAAAACCUGGAAAGAU
Messenger RNA from Gambusia affinis (western mosquitofish), 4275 nucleotides. RefSeq lists its product as uncharacterized. The transcript has 2 exons. The record is from RefSeq and is a predicted model, not a curated record. Gene Ontology annotation, biological process: positive regulation of cyclin-dependent protein serine/threonine kinase activity; brain development; activation of protein kinase activity. Gene Ontology annotation, cellular component: cytoplasm; protein kinase 5 complex. Bases 555 to 1526 code for a protein of 323 amino acids. NCBI's taxonomy places the organism in Eukaryota, Metazoa, Chordata, Actinopteri, Cyprinodontiformes, Poeciliidae. Gene Ontology annotation, molecular function: protein kinase binding; cyclin-dependent protein serine/threonine kinase activator activity.